AUGUCGAUAAAGGCAAUACACAUCGAAGUCGUAAGCGACUUAUCAUCCGGAGGCUUUUUAGCGGCGUUGCGUAGAUUUACUGCGAGACGGGGUUUACCGGAACAUAUUUAUUCAGACAACGGAUCCAAUUUUGUAGGAGCUAAUAACCAGUUGAAGGAAAUAUAUGUUCUGCUUAAUUCAGAGGAUCACAAAGAACGGAUUAACAAAUAUUCAAGCGAGCAUAGAAUUACGUGGCAUUUUAUACCACCUUUAGCCCCCCAUUUCGGCGGACUAUGGGAGUCUUCGGUAAAGCUAUUCAAACACCAUCUUAAACGAGUUAUUGGAGACUCUUUAUUUACAUUUGAAGAAUUGAACACGUUUACUACCGAAGUCGAGGGUAUCUUAAAUUCUAGGCCAAUUACUGCUAUUUCAUCUGACCCUAACGACAUGUUAGUAUUGUCUCCUGCACAUUUUUUGAUCGGCAAACCAAUAACAACACUACCAGAGGUAGAUAUGUCAUCUGUUCCAGACAACCGGCUGUCUAAUUGGCAGCAUAUAUCAAAGGUACGACAAGACUUCUGGAAACGCUGGAAUCUUGAGUACCUGAACGAGCUACAAGUACGAAAUAAAUGGACUAAAGACGGACCGAAAUUAACUAAUGGUACCGUCGUGCUCGUAAAGGAAAAAAAUUCACCAUGCACGCAGUGGACGCUGGGCAGAAUUGAGAAAGUAAUUCCAGAUGAAGACGGAGUAAUUCGAACCGCUAUCAUCAAGACUGCAUUCGGCGAAAUAAAAAGAGCUGCGAAGUCUCUAUGUCCAUUGCCAGUAGAGCAAUGA
Messenger RNA from Linepithema humile (Argentine ant), 816 nucleotides. The record is from RefSeq and is a predicted model, not a curated record. Lineage: Eukaryota; Metazoa; Arthropoda; Insecta; Hymenoptera; Formicidae.